CUAAACACACCCAAUAACUUCGAAAGCGCCACUAGUUGAACCCUUCAUUGCUCUUCAAAACUUUCCAAGAAAAAAAAAAGGGGUUGCACAGAAAAAUUCAUACCCAAAUUUGCUAAAUGGCAACCAUGAACUCCAGUGUGCUGGCUUGCAAGUAUGCCGUUUCAGGAACUGGGUCAUCUGAACUCAGCUCAAAGCUUGGCUCGGUUGCAACUCCUGGUGUGCCAAGUCAGAAGUUGCCCGUGAUCAGGGCUCAACAAGUCAGAGUUCCCGAGUCAAAAGCCGGCGAAGGAAGAAGAGCCGCACUCGCCUGCUUGGCGGCCACCAUGUUUGCCGCCGCCACCGCCUCCACCUCCUCUGCCAAUGCCGGCAUCAUUGAGGAGUACCUCGAGAAGAGCAAGGCCAACAAGGAACUGAAUGACAAGAAGAGAUUGGCCACGAGCGGAGCGAACUUUGCGAGAGCGUACACGGUCGAGUUCGGCUCCUGCAAGUUCCCCGAGAACUUCACUGGUUGCCAGGAUCUUGCCAAGCAAAAGAAAGUGCCCUUCAUCUCUGAUGAUUUGGAGUUGGAAUGCGAAGGGAAGGACAAGUUCAAGUGUGGCUCAAAUGUCUUCUGGAAAUGGUGAAAAACCGCGAUGUUCUCCUAGCCUUGUAAAAGCAACUGUGCAACUCAACAUGUAUCUGAUCUCUACUUGAUACAACUUAAGCCAAAUUUGUUUCUCUUCUUUUGUUCA
Molecule: messenger RNA, 731 nt
Organism: Syzygium oleosum
Lineage: Eukaryota; Viridiplantae; Streptophyta; Magnoliopsida; Myrtales; Myrtaceae
Product: photosystem I reaction center subunit N, chloroplastic
Exons: 3
Coding region: 117-623 (168 amino acids)
Biological process (GO): photosynthesis
Cellular component (GO): chloroplast photosystem I
Source: RefSeq, a predicted model, not a curated record